AUAAUAGAAAGAAUCAAUAAAACCAGAAGUUUGUUCUUUAAAAGGAUCAAUAAAAUAGACAAACCACCGGCUAAAUUGACAAAAGAAAAAAACCAGAAGAGGCAAAUAAUCAAAUUAAGAAAUCAAAUCGGUGACAUUACAACUGAUUCAACAGAGAUAAAGAUCAUAACUGAUUACUAUGAAAAAUUGUACUCCAACAAAUUUGAAAACCUAGGUGAAAUGAGGAGACAUGGUGUCUUAGUGGUUAAGAGCUUGUACCAAAAGGUCAGCAGUUCAAAUCCACCAGCAGCUCCUUGGAAACACUAUGGGGUAGUUCUACUCCGUCCAACAGGGUGGCCCUGAGUUGGAAUCGACUCGACAGCAGUGAGUGAGAGGUGAAGUGGGCAUAUUCCUAGAAAUACACUACCUACCCAAACUAAUACAGAGGUAGAAAAUUUAAACAGACCCAUUACAAAAAAAGAGCUUGAAGAUGUCAUGAAAAAAUUACCAACAACAACAACAAGAAAGCCCAGGACCAGAUGGCUGUGCUGGAGAAUUGUACCAAACAUUCAGAGAAGAGUUGACACCAAUCCUACUCAACCUCUUCAAAAACAUACAAGAGAAAGUAACACUACAGAACUUUUUCUGUGAGGCCAGCAUAACCCUGAUACCUAAACGAGGCAAAGACAUCAAAAAGAAAAGAAAAUUGUUGUUUUUAGGUUCUGUUCAGCUGGUUUCAACUCAUAGUGAUCCUAUAUACAACAGAACAUAACAUUGCCCAGUCCUGCACCAUCUGCACAGUCAUUGCUAUGUUUGAGCUCAUUUUUGUGGCCACUGUGUCAAUCCAUCUCUUUGAGGGCCUUCCUCUUUUCACUGACCUGUACCUUACCAACCAUGAUGUCCUUCUCCAGGGACUGGCCCCUCCUGAUAACAUGUCCAAAGUACUUGAGACAAAGUUUUGCCAUCCUGCUUCUAAGAAGCCUUCUGACAGUACUUCUUCCAAGACAGAUUUGUUUGUUCUUCUGGCAGCCCAUGAUAUAUUGAAUAUUCUUUGCCAACACAAUAAUUCAAAGACAUCAAUUUUUCUUCAGUCUUCCUUAUUCAUUGUCCAGCUUUCACAUGCAUAUGAGGGGAUUGAAAAUACCAUAGCUUGGGUCAGGUGCACCUUAGCCCUCAAAGCGACAUCUUUGCUUUUGAACACUUUUAAACCAGGCAAAGACCUUACAGAAAAAGAAAAUUACCAAUAUCCCUUAUGAGCAUAGAUGCAAUUUUUUCAACAAAAUUCUAGCCAACAGACUUCAGCAACAUAUCUAAAUAAAUAAAUAAAUAAACCAUACGCCAUGAUCCAGUGAGAGUCAUACAAGGAUUACAAGGGUGGUUUAACAUUAGAAAAUUCAUUCAAUGUAAUCUGCCACAUAAGUAAAACAAAGGAGAGGAACAAUAUGAUCAUAUCAAUUGAUGCAGAAAAGGCUUUCAAUAAAAUUCAACACCCUUUCUUGAUUAAAAAAAAAAAAAAUUCUCAGGGGAAUUUCUCAACAUAAUUAAGGGCAUAUAUCUAAAACCAAAAGGACAGCAGUUCAAAUCCACCAAGUGCUCCUUGGAAACUCUACGGGGCAGUUCUUCUCUGUCUUAUAGGGUUGCUAUGAGUCGAAAUCGACUCAACGGCAAUGGGUUUGGGUUUUUUUUUUUUUUUUUUAAUGCAAAACCAACAGCCAACGUUUUACUCAGUGGAGAAAGGCUGAGAGCCUUCCCUCUGAGAGUGGAAAUGAGACAAGGAUGCCCAUUAUCAUCAUUCUUAUUCGACUUUAUACUGGAAGUCCUAGCCAGAGCAAUAAGACAAGAAAGAAAGAUAAAAGGUAUCCAAAUUGGAAAGGAAGAAAUAAAACUAUAUUUGCAGAUGACAUGAUAUUAUACAUAAAAAACCCUAAGGAUUCCACAAGAAAGCUGCCAGAACUAAUAGAAGAAUUUAGCAAUGUUGCAGAGUACGAGAUCAACACACAAAAACCAGUUGGGUUUCUCUACACUAACAAAACUACUCUGAAAAAGAAACCAAGAAAACAAUACUAUUUAUAAUAGCCCCCAAAUUGAUAAAAAUAUCUAGGAAUUAACCUAACCAGGGGCAUAAAAGACCUACAAUGAAAAUGAUAAAACACACUACAAGACACAAAGAGAACUACAAAAAUGGAAAAACAUCCCAUGCUUAUAGAUUGGAAGACUUAAUAUAGUGAAAAUGUCAAUUCUACCUAAAGCAAUCUACAGAUACAAUGCAAUCCUGAUAUAAAUCCCAACAACAUCCUUUACUGAAAUAGAAAGACUAAUGACCAACUUCACAUGGAAAGGAAAGAAACCUAGAAAAACCAAAGCAAUAUUGAAGAAAAAGAACAAAGCAGGAGGUCCCACAUGCCCUAGUAUCAGAACAUAUUAUACUGCCACUGUAAUUAAAACAGCCUGGUAUUGGUUCAGUAGUAGACAUAGACCAGUGCAAUAGAACUGAGAGCUCAGAAUUAAACCCAGCCAACUAUGGACAGCUGAUUUUCCACAAGGGUUCAAAACUCAUUCAGUGGAACAGAAACAGCCUCUUUAAUAAGUGGUGCUGGCAAAACUGGAUAUCCACUUGCCAAAAAGUGAAACAGUACCCAUAUCUCACACCAAACACAAGAACUAACUCAAAUGGAUCAAAGACCUGAAUGUUAAAACUAAAACCAUAAAAUCCCUGGAAGACAACAUAGGGAGAAUACUAUGGGACUUAAUCUUUUGUAAAAAUAGGGUAACAAACAUUACAACAAAUGCAUGAACAGAAGACAAACAGAUAAAUGGAACAUCAUAAAAGUUUAAAAACUUAUGCUCAUCAAAACAUUUUAUUAAAAGAAUAAAUAGCCUACAGACUGGGAAAAAAAUCUUUGGCAAUGACUUAUCUGAUAAGGGUUAAUCUCUAAAAUCUAUAGAAAACUGCAACAACUCAAGAACAAAAAGACAACCCAAUUACAAAAUGGGCAAAGGAUGUGAACAGAACCUUCACCAAAGAGGACAUCCAGCAGCCAACAAAUAUAUUAAAAGAUGUUCACUAGAACUGAACAGAAGAUUUCAAAGAACCUCUUGAGAAGACAAAGUAAAGUAUUUUAAUCACAUGUGCAAAGAGCUGGAGAUGGAAAACCAAAAGGGAAGAACACGCUCGGCGUUUCUCAAACUGCAAGAACUGAAGAAAAAAUUCAAGCCUAGAGUUGCAAUAGUGAAGGAUUCCACGGGGAAAAUAUUAAACGACACAGGAAGCAUCAAAAGAAGAUGGAAGGAAUACACAGUCAUUAUACCAAAAAGAAUUAGUCGAUAUUCAACCAUUUCAAGAGGUGUCAUAUGAUCGGGAACCGAUGGUACUGAAGGAAGAGGUCCAAGCUGCUCUGAAGGCAUUGGAGAAAAACAAGGCUCCAGGAACUGAUGGAAUAUCAAUUGAGAUGUUUCAACAAACAGAUGCAUCGCUGGAGGUGCUCACUCGUCUAUGCCAAGAAAUAUGGAAGACAGCUUCCUGGCCGACUGACCAGAAGGGAUCCAUAUUUAUGCCUAUUCCCAAGAAAGGUGACCCAACCGAAUGUGGAAAUUAUAGAACAAUAUCAUUAAUAUCACACGCAAGCCAAAUUUUGCUGAAGAUCAUUCAAAAACAGUGGGAGCAGUAUAUCGACAGGGAACUGCCAGAAAUUCAGGCUGGUUUCAGAAGAGGACGUGGAACCAGGGAUAUCAUCGCUGAUGUCAGAUGGAUCCUGGCUGAAAGCAGAGAAUACCAGAAGGAUGUUUACCUGUGUUUUAUUGACUAUGCAAAGGCAUUCGACUGUGUGGAUCAUAACAAAUUAUGGAUAACAUUGUGAAUGCCAUAACACUUAAUUGUGCUCAUGAGGAACCUUUACAUAGAUCAAGAGGCAGUUGUUUGGAUGGAACAAGAGGAUACUGAUUGGUUUAAAGUUAGGAAAGGUGUGCGUCAGGGUUGUAUUCUUUCACCAUACCUAUUCAAUCUGUAUGCUGAGCAAAUAAUACAAGAAGCUGGACUAUAUGAAGAAGAACAGGGCAUCAGGAUUGGAGGAAGACUCAUUAACAACCUGGGUUAUGCAGAUGACACAACGUUCCUUGGUGAAAGUGAAAAGGACUUGAAGCACUUACUAAUGAAGAUCAAAGACCACAGCCUUCAGUAUGGAUUGCACCUCAACAUAAAGAAAACAGAAGUCCUCACAACUGGACCAAUGAGCAACAUCAUGAUAAACGGAGAAAAGAUUGAAGUUGUCAAGGAUUUCAUUUUACUUGGAUCCACAAUCAACAGCCAUGGAAGCAGCAGGCAAGAAAUCAAAAGACCCAUUGUGUUGGGUAAAUCUGUUGCAAAGGACCUCUUUAAAGUGUUGAAGAGCAAAGAUAUCACCUUGAAGACUAAGUGUGCCUGACCCAAGCCAUGGUAUUUUCAAUCACAUCAUAUGUAUGUGAAAGCUGGACAAUGAACAAGGAAGACCGAAGAAGAAUUGACUUUUGAAUUGUGGUGUUGGCGAAGAAUAUUGAAUAUACUAUGGACUGCCAAAAGAAUGAACAAAUCUGUCUUAGGAGAAGUACAACCAGAAUGCUCCUUAGAGGCAAAAAUGGCAAGACUGCGUCUUACAUGCUUUGGACAUGUUGUCAGGAGAGAUCAGUCCCUGGAGAAGGAUAUCAUGCUUGGCAGAGUACAGGGACAGCGGAAAAGAGGAAGACCCUCAACGAGGUGGAAUGACACAGUGGCUGCAACAAUGAGCUCAAGCAUAACAACGAUUGUAAGGAUGGCACAGGAUGGGGCAGUGUUUUGUUCUGUUGUGCAUAGGGUCACUAUGAGUCGAAACCAACUCUAUGGCACCUAACAACAACAAUGCCACUGAACAAUUUGUGUGGAAAUUGUCAAAUGGGAACUGAACUUGCUGUGUAAACUUUCACCAAAAACUCAAUAAAAUAUUAUUAAAAAAAAAAGUCUCAGAGACCUGUGGCACAACAUCUAGCAUACCAACAUAUAUGUGUUGGGAGUUCCAGGAGAGACAAGAAAGAGACAGAAAAAUAUUUGAAGAAAUUAUAGCUGACACUUCCCAAAUUUGACAAAUACCUGAAGCUCAGUGAACCCCAAGUGAAAUAACACGCCUAGAUACAACAUAGUCAAAAGAUUGAAACCUUGAAAGCAACAAGAGAAAAACAGCACAUCAUGAACAGAGGAACAAUUAACAGAUGAUUUCUCACUGGAAACAAUGGAAGCCAAAAGGCAGUUAGAUGACAUAUUCAAAACACUGAAAACACAAAACAAAACAAAAAGUCAACCUAGAAUUCUAUAUUCAGCAAAACUAUCUUUCAAAAAUGAAAGCAAAACUGAAAGAAUUUGUGACUGGCAGAAAUACCUUACAAGAAAUGCUGAAGAAAAUUCUUCGGGCUUAAAGGAAGUGAUACUAGACAGUAAGUGGAAUCUGCAGGGAGAAAUGAAAACUGCUGGAAAUGGUAAAAAUGUGGGUAAAUAUAAGAUUCUGCAAAUAUACUUUUUCUCAUAUCUUGUCUUCUUUAAAAGACAUAAGAUUUUAUAAAGCAAUAUAACAUUAUAUUGUUGGUUUUAUAACAUACACAGAUGUAACGUACAACCAUAACAGCAUAAAGGAGUUGGAAGGAAUGAGAAAUGUAUUAAAGUUUCUAUAUUUUAUCAGAAUUAAAUUAGUAUUUUUCAGAAGUAGAUUGUGAUAAAUUAAGAUGUACACUGUAAUCCGUAGAGCAACUACUACACAGAUAUACGUAAACCAAAAACCAAACUCAUUGCAAUGGAGUCAAUUCCAACUCAUAGCAACCCUAUAGGACAGAGUAGAACAGCCCCAAAGGGCUUCCAAGGAGCAGCUGGUGGAUUUGAACCACCAACCUUUUGGUUAGCAGCCAAGCUCUUAAUCACUGUGCCACCAGGGCACACACAGAUAUACAUGUGUAACACAAACUUUUAAAAAAUCAACAGAAGUAUGAAAUGGUACACCAAAAUCUAUUAUUUACGAAAAGAAGCCAGUAAAGGAAGAAGAGAAAGAAAAAAAAUAAAAGAGACAAAUGGGAAGCCAAUAGCAAAAUGGUAGCUGUAAAUCCAAUCAUGUAGAUAAUUACAUUAAAUGUGAAUGGAUUAAACAUUCUAAUCAAUAGACACAGAUUAUCAGACAUGAUAAAGAAAAAAGAAAACCUAACCAUACACUGUAUACAAGAGACACACCUUAGAUUCAAAGACACAAAAAGGUUGAAAGUAAAGGGAUAGGAAAAGGUAUACCAUGCAAACAGUAACUAUGAGACCUACAGUGCCUAUAUUAAUAUCAGAUAAAAUAGACUUUAAGGGGAGAAAUAUUACCAGAAACAAAGAGUAAUGUUUCAUGAUGAUGCAUAAUAUAUCAGGAAGAUGUAAUUAUUAUAAAUGAAUACACUCCCAACAACAAAACCCUAAAAUACAUGAAGCAAAAACAGGCAAAACUGAGAAAUAAAACAGACGAAUCAACAAAAAUAGUCGGAGAUUUUAAAACCUGGCUCUCAAUAAUUGACAACGACAGACAGAAAAUUGGCAAGAAUGCAGAAGGCUUAAACAAUGCUGUCAACCAAUUUGACCUAUCUGACAUUUAUAGAACACUCCACCCAACAACUGCAAAAUAUACAUUUGUUUCAAUUUAUAACAUUAUGCAAGCAGCUAAAAUUCCCAUAGAAAGCCUACCAUCUUUCUGCCCGGGGAGCAAGUGAUGAAAUCUGGGGCAGCCAAGACUACUGGAAAGUGAACAGGAAAUCCUGAAGGGGAAAGAAUCAGAGGAAGAAAGUCCCUAAUUUAGUGUAUCACCACAUGCCUGUCAGCUUGUCAUACUGUGGUGGCUUGCGUGUCGCUGUGGUGCUGGAAGUUAUGCCACUCGGUAUUUCAAGUGCCAGACUAAGACGGUGUGCUUCUGAAACAAUUAGCCAAUGAAGACCUUGACUAGCAGCGGAACACUGGCUGAUAGAGUGCCAAAGACGAGCUCCUCAGGUUGGGACGCAGUCCAGAUACGACUGGGAAAGAGCCGCCUCCUCAAAGUAGAGUUGACCUUAAUGACGUGGCUGGAGUCAAGCUUUCGGGACCUUCAUUUGCUGUUGUGGAAUGACUCGAAAUUAGAAGAAACAGCUGCAAACAUCCAUUAAUAACUGUAACGUGGAAUGUACAAAGUAUGAAUCUAGGAAAAUUGUUAAGUCAUCAGAAAUGAAAUGGACUGCAUAAAGAUCAAUAUUCUAGGCAUUAGUGAGCUGAAAUGGACUGGUAUUGGCCAUUUUGAAUCACAGAAUCAUACGGUAUACCUUCCUGGGAAUGACAAAUUGAAGAGGACUGGUGUUGUAUUCAUGGUCGAAAAGAACAUUUCAAGGUCUAUCCUGAAGUACAACGCUGUCAGUGAUAGGAUAAUAUCCAUAUGACUAUGAGGAAGACCAGUUACUAUGACUAUUAUUCAAAUUUAUGAACCAACCACUAAGGUCAAAGAUGAGGAAAUUGAAGAUUUUUACCAACUUCUGCAAUCUGAAAUCAAUCUCACAGGCAACCAAGAUGCAUUGAUAAUUACUGGUGAUUGGAAUGGGAAAGUUGGAAACAAAGAAGGAACAAUAGUUGGAAAAUAGGGCCUUGGUGUUAGAAAGAACACCGGAGAUGGCGUGGUAGAAUUUUGCAAGGCCAAUGACUUCUUCAAGGCAAAUAUCUUUUUUCACCAACAUAAACGGCGACCAUACACAUGGACCUCGCCAGAUGGAAUACACAGGAAUCAAUCUGACUACAUGUGUAGAAAAAGACCAUGGGAAGGCUCAAUAUCAUCAGUCAGAACAAAGCUGGGGGCUGACUGUGGAACAGACCAUCAGUUGCUCAUAUGCAAGUUCAAGUUGAAGGUGAAGAAAAUUAGAACAAGUCCAUGAGAAUCAAUGUAUGGCCUUGAGUAUAUUCCACCUGAAUUUAGAGACUGUCUCAAGAACAGAUUUGAUGCCUUGAACGCUAAUGACUGAAGACCAGAUGAGUUGUGGAAUGACACGAAGAACGUCCUACGUGAAGAAAACAAGAGGUCGUUAAAAAGACAGGAAGGAAAGAAAAAAAGACCAAAAUGGAUGUCAGAAGAGACUCAGAAGCUUGCUCUUGAACGUAGAGUAGCUAAAGCUAGUGGAAGAAAUGAUGAAGUAAAACAGCUAAACAGAAGAUUUCAAAGGGUGGCUUGAGAAGACAAAGUAAAGUGUUAUAAUGAAAUGUGCAAAGACCUAGAGUUUGAAAACCAAAAGGAAGAACACCCUUGGCAUUUCUAAAGCUGAAAAAACUGAACAGAAAAUUGAAGCCUUGAGUUGCAAUGUUGAAGAAUCCUACGGGGAAAAUAUUAAACGACGCAGGAAGCAUCAAAAGAAGAUGGAAGGACUACACAGAAUCACUGUACCAAAAAGAAUUAGUCAACACUCAAUCAUUUCAGGAGGUGGCAUAUGAUCAAGAACCGAUGGUAGUGAAGGAAAGAGUCCAAGCUGCACUGAAGGCAUUGGCGAAAAACAAGGCUCCAGGAAUUGACCGAAUAUCAGUUGAGAUGUGGGUAUGUCCCCUGUAGGUCAGAUAUGUAACCUAGGUACAAUCACUGUGAUCCAAGGGCUGAUCCGUGUGCAGAAUUAUUGCAGACUAAAGGGGCUCCGAGCCAGACUGUCUCUCCUGAAAUCCAAGUCCCUGAGCACUGAGGAAGGGGGUCAGGGGGCUGCAGUACUGUGACUAGAAUCCCAGUUGAGUCCUCCUAUUGGCAGGUGAAGGGAAAGGGGUGGGGGGUUGUAUGCUCAGCUUCCCACCUCUUAUCUAAAGCUAGGCCUUCACACCACACAGCUACUUCACCGUGGGCUGGAGCCAAUAAACCCACUGCCAUCCCAACUCAUAGCUACCCUGUAGGACAGAGUAGAACUGCCCCAUAGGGUUUGAAGGCUGUAAAUCUUUAUGGAAGCAGACUGCCACAUCUUUCUCCCACGGACUGGCUGGUGAGUUUGAACCACCAAUCUUUUUGUUAGCAGCUGAGUGUUUUAACACUGUGCCACCACGGCUCUUGGUGAGCUGAGUGGGAAAUAAACUUGAAGACUCUGACUUCACACUUGGCUCACAAUGGGGUUAUUUCUGCCCUGGAGUUUUCACCUCCUACCUGCCAUGCCUGCAAGGGGCUCUUUUCUCCGGCUUUGGGAGGAGAUGAGCAAGUCUCCCUUAGCUAAUUUCUGCUUCCUAGAAGGCUGGGCUGGGGAACCAAAAUCAAGCUGCGUACCUAGGGGCUCCGGGUGUGGGUUGAGGAAGGGGUGUUCUCUGUGGCUGGUGAGGGAGGAGUGGGAUCCAUGUGGCCUCCCUUCCCUCUGCCCCCUGAGACUGGCCCUCUGGGAGUAGGGAGGCCUGGGAGGAACAGGAACUGCUGCCCCUGUGUGACCCUGGCCUUCCUCACAGUAUCUCUACGCUCGUUUCCUCACCUGUGAGAGGGAAACGGGGUCUGCUUUUCUGGGCUGUUGUAGGUUUGUCAGAAGAAGCUGUGUGAGGGGGGGUGUGGUGCUGAGAUCAUUGUGUCAUAUGAUCCAGCAAGUCCACUUCUCCCAAGGGAAUUGAAGACAGACACUCUUACCACAGGGUUCAUUGUAGCAUUGUUCACAAUGACCAAAAGGUGGAAACAGCCAAAUGACUGUCUUAGUCAUCUAAUGCUGCUAUAACAGAAAUACCACAAGUGGACGGCUUUAACAAAGAGAAAUUUAUUUUCUCACAGUCUAGUAGGCUAGAAGUCGUAAUUCAGGGCCUCAGCUCCAGGGGAAGGCUUUCUUUCUCUGUCAGCUCUGGAGGAAGGUCCUUGUCCUCAAUCUUCCUCUGGACUGGGAGCUUCUCCGUGCAGGAACCCUGGGUCUAAAGGACGUGCUCUGGUCCCGGUGCUGCUUUCUUGGUGAUAUGAGGUCCCCCACUCUCUGCUUGAUUCCCUUUCCUUUUUAUCUCUUGUAAGAUAAAAGGUGGCACAGCCCACACCCCAGGGAAACUCCCUUUACAUUGGAUCAGGGAUGUGACCUUAGUAAGGGUGUUACAAUCCCACCCUAAUCCUCUUUAACAUACAAUUACAAUCACAAAAAGGAGGACAACCACACAAUACUGGGAAUCAUGGCCUAACCAAGUUGACUCAUAUUUUAGGGGGACACAAUUCAAUCCAUGACAAUGACCGCCAACAGAUAAAUGGAUAAACGAAAUGGGGUGCAUACACACAACGGACUAUUACUCAGCCAUAAAGAGAAAAGAAGUCCUGAUGCAUGCCACAACAGAGAAGAACUUUGAAAACAUUUCACAGAGUGAAAUAAGUCAGUCACAAAAGGACAAAUAUUGUAUGAUCCCUCUUACGGGAAAGUCUAGAAUUAGCAAACGCUUACAGACCAAAGUUUAUCAGUGGUUACCAGGGGCGGGCAAGAGGAAAGGGGAACUCACUGCUUAGGGGACACUGAGCUUCUGUUAAGGGUGAUGGAAAAACUCGAAAAGGCAUAGUGAUGACGGUUAAACACGAUGACCAUAGUCAGUAACACUGAAUGGGGCAGGUCAAGAACGUUGAAAUGGCAAAUGUUUUGUUGCACAUAUAUUUAGCGCAAUUUAAAAAACAAUUUUUUUCUGGAGGAGCUCUGGCGGUUUCAGCACAGAAGCUCCCUCUCCACACGUCCUCAGGAAUGGCCCCGGGGGUUUGGAGGAGGAGAGGGAAGCAGGGCUGGCCGGGCUCCAGGAGGCCUGUGCUGUCCACUGCUGAGAGGGAGGGUCGUUAGGAAGGAAGCCUUCCCCGAAUGUAGCUCCAAGCCCAAGAGCUGUUUGAAGGUGGUCCCCUGAGACCUCUGGGGAGAGGGAAGUGGGAGGCAAUAGGGAAGAGGCGUGGCCCUCCCACACUCCAAAAGAGGGGUCUCCCAUCACCAGAGACCAGAGGCCUCUGAGCAAAACUUUGGGCAGAAGUCUCAGAAGCCAGAACCAAGAUCAUUUGGGGAUUGAGAAAGCUGGUGAGGGCUUUGCAAACAUGGUUACUAACCCUCAGGGUACAGAUGAGGAAACUGACCCAAAGGGGAGGAGGCCUUGCAGCUAGAGGCAUGCUGGGCCAGGAGCCAGCCAGGUCGUAGGUCUCCCUUUGCAGGAUAUAUUCGUGUGUGUCCGUGUGUGUCUGUCAGUGUCAGUGAGCAUGCGGGUGGAGGGGAACAGGCAAUUUGCAUAGGUAAUAAAGAGUUGGUGGGGGGGUCUUAGAAAUUCUGUAAUCAAUCUCCAGGCUAGUUGAUCCCCAGGCUUCCUGACCUACUGGCCAGUUCCCCUUCCUGGUGUGAAUCUGAGAGAAGGGAACAGCGACUGUGAGACAUAUUUUAUAUGGAUCAAGAGGCUCCUGGCAUCUCCUCAGCAUCCUGGGGAGCUCCCUGGCCUGCCCUGCCACUCAGCACCUCCAGCCAAAACCUCCAGGGGUGAAACUGGAGACACUGGGGACGUUAGGGACAGCAGAGCUGUUGGCAGGGAGGAAGAGUCCCUUGAUCUCCCUUGGAGGCUGCAGGAGAAUGCGAAAGUAGGAGACUGGCCCCUCCCUCCACAGCAACCCCAAGUCCUCUCUGUCCCCCAGAGCCUGCAUUGCACCCCCUCACCCCAAAUGCCCAGGCUGGGAUAGAGGAGCCCAAGGAGAAGCCAUCUGAGCUAUGUCCGGGAGGGCCAGCUGAGAGUGUGAGGCCCCUCACAUGCCGGAGGAGGGUGACAGACGGAGGAAGCAUGGAAACAGACUGUGGGCCUUCACCUUGUGUAUCUUGGGCAUUGGUCACUAAGGAGUAACUUUGCCUCCAUUAGCUGACAACUAACAGGAAUAUCAAGGCAUUUUUUGUUCAAUGGUAGCAUUCUCACCUCCUAUGUGGAGACCUGGGUUUGAUUCCCAGCCAGUGCACCUCAGGCAUAGCCACCACCCAUCUGUUAGUGGAAGAUUUGUACAUUGCUGUGAUGCUAACAGCUGCUAACCAAGAGGCUGGCAGUUCAAAUCCACCAGGCGCUCCUUGGAAACUCUAUGGGGCAGUUCUACUCUGUCCUAUAGGAUCGCUAUGAGUCUAAAUCAACUGAGGGCAGUGGGUUUUUUGUGAUGCUAAAUGGUUUUUUUUUUUUUUUUUAAACGGGUUUCAACGGAGCUUCCAGACUAAGACAGACAAAGAAGAAAGGCCUGGCGAUGUGCUUCCAAAAACCAGCCACUGACAAUGCUCUGUGUGGAUCACAAUGGUUCAGCCUGCAGCUGAUCAGGUGCAGGACCAGGCAGCGUUUUGUUCUGUCGUGCACGGGGUCACCUGAGUCAGAGCGGACUCAACGACAGCUAACAAUGGGAAAAUCAGCUAGUGGUGAUCUGGGAAAUAUCACAAUAAAUGCAGGGAACCUAACUUUCUCCCUUCUGAUGCUGAUGAAUUCCUGCCUUUGUUGGGGGCGGGGGAAGGUUCCUGGGGAUGGCUGCAGAUGAGAAACCUGGUAACAGCCCAGUCUGGAAAACCCGGGUUACACAAACCCUGGAAGAAGAAAAGAGGAGGAAAAGGGUCACUGGGGCUGGUUAAAGGGGCAGUGCCACCCCUGCCUUGAUGAUGGACAGGGAACUUGGUCAUUUGUGCCUCCACCUCCCCCUCAGUCUCGGUGCCCGGCUGGCUAUGAGCCCUGUGCCCUCACAGUGAAGGUGCCUCCGCUGCUCUUUGCAGGGGAUCGCUCUGGGGCUAUCUGCAAUCACCAAGCAGCCCCCUCUGUGGCUACCACAUCCAGCCCUGUUGCAGAGACAGCAGCUGAUGAUGAUAAGAGAAGCGUGGUGGCCACGAGAGGCCAACAUCAGCUUGUGAUUUCCGAUUCAGUUAGGCUGAAGCUGAUAAGGAGAGUGGGCUGCCCACGAUGGCCACACCGCCUGGCUGCUGCUGAGUUCUGGGCCUGCAGGAGCUGAAUUCUCGGUCCUCUGUCCUGCCCUGGACUUAUUCAUGCAUUCAUUUGUUUCAUUUAUUGAGCCAAGAUUGACUUAGCACUAUGAUGGAUAGACCCUAAUGAAUAAGACCUAGGCCCAGGACUUAAGCCCAGUAGUGGAGGGAGGAGGGACAAGACAGACAUUUGAUUUAAGAGCUCUAACGUACAGAUGCGAGGUAGACUGUGAUUCCAGUCACAUGACAGGGGCAGAAAUGAAGUAGAUAUGGGAGGGAGGCAGAGCCAGAGAGUAAAUGAUGUAUGUUUCUAGGCAUUCUUUCUUUCUUUUAACCAAAUGGCCUCCUUUACAAAUGAGGGUAGAACAAAAGCCAGCCAAGCCCCAGUAGAAAAGUCAGGGGGUUCCUUAGCCCCAAGGCUUCUUUGGCUGCAAGUGACAGAAACUCAUCUGAAACAGGUUUAAUCAAAAAAGAGAAUUUGAUUGCAUCACACAGCUGAUCAAUACAAGAGUAGAUAUGGCAUCAGGGUUUCAGGUAUAGCUGAAACCAGGUGCUCAAACAAUACUGUCGGCAGUCUGUCUCUCUCCGGAGCCAUUUAUCCAUUAGGCCCAAUGGGAUGAGAGAAAAGGGUUUGUGAGCUUUUCAAAAAUCUAGAAAUGUGCCUGAGGGCUCCCCACCCCCAAAUAAUUUUUGGCUUCAUAUGUGAAAAAAAAAAAAGAUGAACUAGCAAAUGUUUCAUCUUGGAAGUGACCUGUUCCCACCACUGCUUGCGGCACCAUUCCCUCGGCCCUCCAGUUGACGUGGAGUCGACUGUGACUUGUGAUGGCCCCAUGUGUGUUUCAUAAAGUUUUCAAUGGCUGAUUUUUUGGAAUUAGAUCACCAGGCCUUUCUUCCGAGGUGCCUCUGGGUGGACUCAAACCUCCAACCCUUCAGUUAGCAGCUGGGCACUUAACUGUUUGCACCUCACAGGGACUCCCCUUAGCACUGUUCUCUCCUCCUUAAGGUCAGUAGACGCUUUGUUUCUCUUGGUCCAUGUCCUCUCUGCAGUCUUUGGCUCUGUUGACCAUGAGCGUCUCCUUGACCCUCUCUCCUCCCCUGGCUUCUAUGACACAAUGCUUUUCCUCCAGCUUCUCUGAUGUGCUUCUAUAUUCUCCUUUGCUGCGUGCUUUUCUCUGCUGAAUGAAGGAUGACCAGGAGUGAGACAGGACAGGGGUUAAAAAGAGAGUUCCAAGAAGGGUUGAGAAGAGAAUUCUACAGCACAUGUCAAGGCCUGGAGGUAGGAGAGAACUGGAUUAUUGAGGAACUGCGGUUGUUCAGUACUUCUAGGAGGCGCUGGCAUGAGGGGAUAAGGCCUGAGGUUGGAGAUUGUUAUGGAUUGAAUUAUGUCUCCCAAAAAUGUGUGUCAACUUGGCUAGGCCACCAUUCCCAGUAUUGUGUGAUUGUCCACCAUUUUGUCAUCUGAUGUGAUUUUCCUGUGUGUUGAAAAUCCUACCUCUAUGAUGUUAAUGAGGCAGGAUUAGGGGCAGUUAUGUUAAUGAGGCAGUACUCAAUCUAUAAGAUUAAGUUGUUCAUUGAGUCAAUCUCUUUUGAGAUAUAAAAGAGAGAAGUGAGCAGAGAGACAGUGGGACCUCAUACCACCAAGAAAGCAGCCCAGGGAGCAGAGCAUGUCCUUUGGACCAGGGGUUCCUGCAAGGAGAAGCUCCUAGACCGAAGGAAGAUUGACGACAAGCACCUUCCUGAAGCUGACGGAUAGAGAAAGCCUUCCCCUUGAGCUGGCACCCUGAAUUUGGACUUCUAGCCUCCUAGAUUGUGAGAGAAUGAAUUUCUCUUUGUUAAAGCUGUCCGCUUCUGUUAUAGCAGUACUAGAUAACUAAGACAGAGAUGAAGGAGGGACAGAUCAACAAGGGCUUUACAAGUCAUGUCAAGGAGUUUGCCUGCUCUCUUAAAAGUUCUCUCUUCAACAGGGAGCCACUGAAGGUUAUAACAGAGGAGUAAGAUGAUCAGGGGGCAUUGGUGGUUCAGUGGUAGAAUUCUUGCUCUCCAUGCGGGAGACCCAGGUUUGAUUCCUGGCUAAGGUACCUGAUGCUCAGCCAGCACCCGUCUGUCAGUGGAGGCUUCCACAUUCCUGUUACGUUAAACAGGUUUCUGCAGAGCUUCCAGGCUAAGAUUGACUAGGAAGAAAAGCCUGCUGAUCUACUUCUGAAAAUAAGUAUAUGAAAACCCUAUGGAUUACUCCAGUCUGAUCUGCAUCCGAUCACAGGGAUGGUGCAAGACCAGGUAGCAUUUUGUUCCAUUGUGUGUGAGGUCGCCAUGGGUCCAGGUUAGCUCCACAGCACCCAACAACAACAACACGGUCAGAUUUGUGUCUCACUAUCAGAAAGGGUCCAUUGGUUGCUGGCUGGAAGCCAGACUAAACAGAGGCAUCAAGUGAAAGACACUGGUGGCCUGAUAAGUCAGUGAGGGUGGUGGGCGGAGAAGGGGGCAGCUUCCUUACAUACACACAGGACCUGGUGCUGUUGGGAUGAAACAGGAGAGGGAGAGGGAAGAAUUAAGGAUGACACCCAGGUUCCUGAUUCUGGGGGAGGGACAAAGGGAGAGAAGCAGGCUUAGAGAGGAAAUGAUCAGCUUGAUUCAUACAUAUGGGACUGGAGGUGCUUCGGGGACACCUGGCUAGAGGUAUCCAGGACAGGGAUGUGUGGGUGGGUCUGGAGCUCGGGAGACAGGUCACUGCCAUCAGCCCCAGAGGGGGUCCCCACCCAUCCAACAGAUUCUAAUAAGGAGCCUCCAGUGACUGUGGGGGCCUCAGAUGCUGUAGAAAGCAGGCUCACAGCAGGAUGUGUUCUGGGAGGAGCCUCGAGCUCAGGCCAUGGGGAAGGGGAAGGAAGAGGAGGGGACAGAGCUGGUGGUGCUGGGCUUUCCUCUGCAGAUCUUCAGACUGCAGCUGAGACUGAAGACACCCUGUGGGGUUCCUCUCAGACUUCUGGUUCCCUGGGGCCCGAGGCCUCCUGGGGCAGGACUUGGGGAACCGUGGCUGCGACUGAGCCAAGAACCACCUCUGUACAGGAAGAACAACCACCUGCCCUCCACUCUGCUGCCCGAGACAACCACAUCCUCCUUACACAGCCCACAGGCUCCCAUGGAGAGCUCAGAUGCAGAGCUGGACCUCUUGAGGAGUGUGCAGGCCGUGCUCCGGGAACUCAGCGUCCAGGCCCCUGCUCUGCAGAGCAACCAAGGCAUGUGGAGAUGGUCCCUGCACAAGAAGGUGGAGCGAGAUCCCUGGAAGAGCCCAGCUCUGGUCCGUAUCCUGCUCAGAGAGCUGGAGAAGGCUUCUGUGUUGCUAUGAUGCUGAACAGGUUUCAGUGGAGCUUCUACACUAAGGCAGAACGCGAGGACCGCCGGCAUGUCAUCAUUCCCCUGCUGCAUACGCUGAUGUACGUGCUCACGAAGGCCACAGGCAUCACUGAGGAGCUCUACCAGAGAACCUACACCUUUUGCACGCGGUUACUGACCCUGCCCACCCCCUAUUGCACAGUUGCCUUGGACUGCGCUAUCCGGCUGAAGACAGAGACAGCUGUCCCAGGGACGCUGUACCAAAGGAUGGUCAUUGCUGAACAGAACCUGAUAAAUGAGCUGUAUCCCUACCAGGAGAGAGUGUUCCUCUUUGUGGACCCUGAGCUGGUCUCCGCCUCCGUGUGCAGUGCCCUAUUGCUAGAGAUCCAGGCGGCUCAGGUGCAGCAGACACCAGAGGCCUGCAUGCGCCACGUGGUCUCCCACGCCCUGCAGGCUGCCCUGGGGGAGGGCUGCCACUCAGCUGCUCUGCAGAAGAAGCUGCAGGCCAGCCCUCGCCGCGCCCUGGAGCAGUAUUUCCACGCUGUGGUGGCCGCCGUGGAGCAAAUGGCUAACGAGCCCAGUCCCAGCCGGGCUGGUCACCUGGAGAGGCUGGAGGAGAUUUACUGCUCGCUCCUGGGGCCCCCAGCGGCCGCGAGGGGUCGCUGCGGCGAUGAGAAAACUGAGGAGGUUAAACAUCUUGCCCAAGAUCACCUAGCCAGUGACCCUCUCCAGGACCGGCCACCAAGCAUCCCCCUGCCCAGCCCCCACAUCACCUUCCACCUGUGGACGGAUGAGGAGCAGCUCUGGAGGGAGCUCGUACUCUUCCUUCGCCCUCGGUCCUGCCUCCGCCUCAGUGCUGACCUGGAGGCCUUGGAUCUGCAGGGCCUCCUGCCAGACCGGGAGCUGGCCCGGGUGUCCGUGCUGUCCACUGACAGCGGCAUCGAGCGGGACCUUCCUUCAGGGGCCGAUGAGCCACUUGUGCCCAGCAGCCCUGAGAUGGAGCGAGCCGGGCUGCAGCGCAAAGGGGGCAUCAAGAAGCGGGCAUGGCUCCCGGACCUCUUGCUGCCUGGCAGCUGUUAUGGACCCCCCGGGCUGCACCAGAGGACGGGUGGGCCUGGUGGGGACGGGGAGCUGCUGCCUGGGGUCUCCCGGGUGCACACAGCCCGAGUGCUGGUGCUGGGAGACGACAGGAUGCUGGGGCGCCUAGCCCAGGCCUACCACACCCUCAGGAAACGGGAGACCCAGAAGUUCUGCCUCACUCCCAGGCUCAGCCUGCAGCUCUACUACAUCCCCAUCCUGGCCCCAGAGGGGCCUGCAGCAUCCAGGCAGCCCGAGCUUGGAGAGCUGGCCGCAUUCCUGGGCCGCGCGGACCGGUGGUACCAGAGCACGGUCAACACGCUGUGCCCGGCCAUCCACAAGCUGGCUGAGAUGCCUCCCUCCCUGGAUACAUCCCGGACUGUGGACCCUUUCAUCCUAGAUGUCAUUACCUACUAUGUUCGCAUGGGCACCCAACCCAUCUAUUUCCAGAUCUACACAGUCAAGAUCUUCUUCAGCGAUCUGAGCCGGGACCCCACCGAGGACGUUUUCCUCACACAGCUAAAGGUGAAGAUCCAAGACUCCAAAUUCCCCAAAGAGGGUUUUUCACCCAAGAAGAGAGGUGUGGUUGAGGGCCAAGGGGCUGAGCUCUCCAUCUGCUACCAAAAGGCCCUGCUCAGCCACCGUGCACGAGAGGUCACUGUUUCCCUGCGGGCCACUGGGCUGGUCCUGAAGGCCAUUCCAGCCAAUGACACUGAAGGGCCCACCCACUUCCCUCGAGCUGCUGCUCCCGCUACAGACCACACGUGCCUGAAUGUCAGUGUGACAGAAGUUGUCAGAUCCUCCAACUUAGCGGGAAGGUCCUUCUCGCCCACACAGGUCAGCAUGCGCGUUUUGUCCAAGUGAACCAGAGGAUAAACACUGAGCAGCAGGAGAAGUUCAUGGUGAGCCAGGCUGAAGGCCUUCCUUGCUCGGAGAGCAGCAUGGGCAAGGGCACUGUGGCUGGCUUGGUGAGUUUCAGGGUCAGCAAUUGCACUACCUUGGCAGGAUUGGAAGCUUGAUAUAGAAAGUAAUGGGAAACAAAGCAGGAACAGUAGAACCGGGGCUUUGGGGUGUAGAAGUCGGGAAGCCACCGAGAGAGAAGAGGAGGCAAUUAGUAGCACUUUGCCCACACUCUUGUCUUGUGAGACUGGACCCUUGGCAAUUCUGCAUCUGGUUCUUUCAACUGACCCCUACAGCUGUGCUCAGACUGAAAUCCAAGACCCUCAUUGUGUUUAAGGGCCAGAGCCAACAGGUAGGGUGUGUCUGUUGUUGUUGUUAGGUGCCGUCGAGUCAGUUCCAACUCAUAGCGACCCUACGCACAUCAGAAUGAAACACUGCCCGGUCCUGAGCCAUCCUCACAUUUGUUGUUAUGCUUGAGCUCAUUGUUGCAGCCACUGUGUCAAUCCACCUCAUUGAGGGUCUUCCUCUUUUCCGCUGACCCUGUACUCUGCCAAGCAUGAUGUCCUUCUCCAGGGACUGAUCCCUCCUGACAACAUGUCCAAAGUAUGGAAGAUUCAGCCUCGCCAUCCUUGCUUCUAAGGAGCAUUCUGGUUGUACUUCUUCUAAGACAGAUUUGUUCGUUCUUUUGGCAGUCCAUGGUAUAUUCAAUAUUCUUCGCCAACACCACAAUUCAAAGGCAUCAGUUCUUCUUUGAUCUUCCUUAUUCAUUGUCCAGCUUUCACAUGCAUAUGACGCAAUUGAAAAUACCAUGGCUUGGGUCAGGCGCACCUUAGUCUUCAAGGUGACAUCUUUGCUCUUCAACACUUUAAAGAGGUCCUUUGCAGCAGAUUUACCCAAUGCAAUGCGUUGUUUGAUUUCUUGACUGCUGCUUCCAUAGUUGUUGAUUGUGGAUCCAAGUAAAAUGAAAUCCUUGACAACUUCAGUCUUUUCUCCAUUUAUCAUGAUGUUGCUCAUUGGUCCAGUUGUGAGGAUUUUUGUUUUCUUUAUGUUGAGGUGCAAUCCAUACUGAAGGCUGUGGUCUUUGAUCUUCAUUAGUAAGUGCUUCAAAUCCUCUUCACUUUCAGCAAGCAAGGUUGUGUCAUCUGCAUAACGCAGGUUGUUAAUGAGUCUUCCUCCAAUCCUGAUGCCCUGUUCUUCUUCAUAUAGUCCAGCUUCUCGUAUUAUUUGCUCAGCAUACAGAUUGAAUAGGUAUGGUGAAAGAAUACAACCCUGACGCACACCUUUCCUGACUUUAAACCAAUCAGUAUCCCCUUGUUCUAUCUGAACAACCACCUCUUGAUCUAUGUAAAGGUUCCUUAUGAGCACAAUUAAGUGUUCUGGAAUUCCCAUUCUUCGCAAUAUUAUCUGUAGUUUGUUAUGAUCCACACGGUUGAAUGUCUUUGCAUAGUCAAUAAAACACAGGUAAACAUUCUUCUGGUAUUCUCUGCUUUCAGCCAGGAUCCAUCUGACAUCAGCAAUGAUAUCCCUGGUUCCACAUCCUCUUCUGAAACCAGCCUGAAUUUCUGACAGUUCCCUGUCGAUAUACUGCUGCAACCGUUUCUGAAUGAUCUUCAGCAAAAUUUUGCUUGCAUGUGAUAUUAAUGAUAUUGUUCUAUAAUUUCCACGUUCGGUUGGAUCACCUUUCUUGGGAAUAGGCAUAAAUAUGUAUCUCUUCCAGUCAGUUGGCCAGGAAGCUGUCUUCCAUGUUUCUUGGCAUAGACGAGUGAGCACCUCCAGCGCUGCAUCUGUUUGUUGAAACAUCUCAAUUGAUAUUCCAUCAAUUCCUGUAGUCUUGUUUUUUGCCAGUGCCUUCAGAGCAGCUUGGACUUCUUCCCUCAGUACCAUCGGUUCCUGAUCAUAUGCUACCUCUUGAAAUGGUUGAACAUCGACUAAUUGUUUUUGGUAUAAUGACUCUGCGUCUUCCUUCCAUCUUCUUUUGAUGCUUCCUGCGUUGUUUAAUAUUUUCCCCAUGGAAUCCUUCACUAUUGCAACUUGAGGCUUGAAUUUUUUCUUCAGUUCUCUCAGCUUGAGAAACGCCGAGUGUGUUCUUCCCUUUUGGUUUUCCAUCUCCAGCUCUUUGCACAUGUCAUUAUAAUACUUUACUUUGUCUUCUCGAGUCGCCCUUUAAAAUCUUCUGUUCAGUUCUUUUACUUCAUCAAUUCUUCCUUUUGCUUUAGCUGCUCGACGUUGGAGAGCAGGUUUCAGAGUCUCCUCUGACAUCCACCUUGGUCUUUUCUUUCUUUCCUGUCUUUUCAGUGACCUCUUGCUUUCUUCAUGGAUGAUGUCCUCGAUGUCAUUCCACAACUCGUCUGGUAUUUGGUCACUAGUGUUCAAUGUGUCAAAUCUGUUCUUCAGAUGGUCUCCAAAUUCAGGUGGGAUAUACUCAAGGUCAUAAUUUGGCUCUCGUGGACUUACUCUGAUUUUCUUCAGUUUCAGCUUGAACUUGCAUAUGAGCAAUUGAUGGUCUGUUCCACAGUCUGCCCCUGGCCUUGUUCUGGCUGAUGAUAUUGAGGUUUUCCAUCAUCUCUUUCCACAGAUGUAGUCAAUUUGAUUUCUGUGUGUUCCAUGUGGCAAGGUCCAUGUGCAUAGUCGCCAUUUAUGUUGGUGAAAGAAGGUAUUUGCAUUGAAGAAGUUGUUGGUCUUGCAAAAUUCUAUCAUUCGAUCUCCAGCAUUGUUUCUAUCACCAAGGCCAUAUUUUCCAAAUACUGAUCCUUCUUCUUUGUUUCCAACUUUCGCAUUCCAAUCGACAGUAAUUAUUACUGCAUCUUGAUUGCAUGUUCAAUCAAUUUCAGACUGCAGCAGCUGAUUAAAAUCUUUUAUUUCUUCAUCUUUGGCCCUAGUGGUUGGUGCGUAAAUUUGAAUAAUAGUCGUAUUAACUGGUCUUCCUAGUAGGUGUAUGGAUAUUAUCCUAUCACUGACAGCAUUGUACUUCAGGAUACAUCUUGAAACGUUCUUUUUGACGAUGCAUGCAACACCAUUCCUCUUCGAGUUGUCAUUCCCAGCAUAGUAGACUACAUGAUUGUCUGAUUCAAAAUGGCCAAUAACAGUCCAUUUCAGCUCAUUAAUCCCGAGGAUAUCAAUGUUUAUGUGUUCCAUUUCAUUUUUGAUGAUUUCCAAUUUUCCUAGAUUCAUACUUCGUACAUUCCAGGUUCUGAUUAUUAAUGGAUGUUUGCAGCUAUUUCUUCUCAUUUUGAGUCAUGCCACAUCAGCAAAUGAAAGUCCUGAAAGCUUUACUCCAUCCAUGUCAUUAAGGUCGACUCUACUUUGAGGAGGCAGCUCUUCCCCAGUCAUCUUUUGAGUGCCUUCCAGCCUGGGGGGCUCAUCUUCCAGCACUAUAUCAGACAAUGUUCCGCUGGUAUUCAUAAGGUUUUCACUGGCUAAUGCUUUUCAGAAGUACACCGCCGGGUCCUUCUUCCUAGUCUGCCUUAGUCUGGAAGCUCAGCUGAAACCUGUCCUCCAUGGGUGACUCUGCUGGUGUCUGAAUACCGGUGGCAUAGCUUCCAGCAUUGCAGCAACAUGCAAGCCUCCACAGUACGACAAACUGACAGACAGUACUACUGAUACUACUACUACUACUACAGGGUGUGUCUAGCAGUGCUGAUCACAAAGGGGAAAUAAGAGACCUACCCUUCAGGGAUGUGGGAGGAGGUCCCAAUUGCCUAGAGGAAGAGGCAGGCCUGCUGGCAGGGUCAGGGAGGCUCAGAUCCAACAGGAGACACCAGAGCAGCCUGACACAGUAGAAAGAGCACAGAGUUGAGAAUCAAGCACCCGGUCCAACACCUCCCACCAUGAAGCCUUUGACAGGUCACAUUCAGCCCCUCUGGACCUGGGUCUCCUCACUUGUAGGAACCUGGAGUGUCCCUCAGCCUCACCAGCUGGACUCGGUUCAAGUGGGGGCUAUUACCUAGCAUAAAGUGAAUGCCCCUGGCUGUCCCCCAAGUCCCAGCUCAUGCAGGUUAGCAGCCUCCCUGCAAAGCCUCUCCAGGAAUUUCUGGAAGGUCACAGAGGACAUCCCAGUGCUGGCCACCACCCCAUCAGCUGUCUGUCAGUGUCCACUGCCUGCCCUCCACACACAGCUGCCCGUCAGGGCUGGAGGCUCCAGGCCACAGAGCUGCCACGGGUUCUGUUGCACAGGAGCUGGGAAGUCCCCUCUCCCAUGUGUGCCAUGGGCUCCCCACUGUCUGGGUAAAGAUGCUGGUGAAUUCUUCUGUCUUUACUCACAACCCUCCUGUUCAGACUCAGCCAGGAAUCUAACAAUAUGGUGGUAGCAGGAGGGGACCUGGGCUUGGAGACAACGUGAGGACAGAAAGAAUCCACAGUGGAUUCCUCCUCCCCUCUGACAACGAGGCUGCCUUAGGCAGUCCAUUCCAUAUGCUCAACUCCUAACUGGAAAAUUAAAAUAAAAGUCAUAGUAAUAAUAAACAACCAACUACCAUGUUCCAAACACUUAACAUAUGCUGUCUCAUUUAAUCUUCACAGCAGUCCUACAAGGUAACCAGCUGCCGUGGAGUCGAUUCCAGCUCACGGAGCCCCACGUGUAUCAGAGUAGAACUGUGCCCCACAGGAUUUUCAACAGCUAUGAUUUUUCAGAAGUAGAUUGCCAGGCCUUUCUUUUGGGUAGAUUUGAACUGCCAACCUUUGGGCUAGUAGCCAAGUGCUUAACCGUUUGUGCCAACCACGGACUCCUUGGCUAUACCUAAAAAGCUUUAAAAAAAUCAGUAUAUCCAUACCUAGGCUCAACUCCAGAGCACUUAAAUAAAAAUCUCUAAUUAUAUUGUUUGAAAGGUGAUUCUCAUGAGCAACCAGGGCUGAGAACAGCUGAAUGGGGUAGACUCUAAGGCCCCUGGCAACUCACGUGUUCUGUGGUGGUAAAUUACACAGAGCAGCAGUCUGCAUGUGGAAUGGGCCAGAGAGGUGACCGAGAAUGGCAGCCUGGAACGCAAGACCCGCCAGAUCCUCUGCCCAAUGGGAAGGGCCUCUCUGGAGCAGCCCCCACAGGUUGGGGUUGGAGGGCUGCCUGGAGACUGCUUUCCUUUGGGCCUGGGUACUUUGCAGAGAAGCCGAGCAGUGCUCUGGAGAGUGGAAGGUGGGAACACCUUGCUCCAGGCCACCUAUGCAGAGCAAGGAGUCUGUCUACCUGUGUGGCUCCACAGACUAAUCCCAUGGUAUAAGCUGAAGCAAGUGCCCUGGAUGCAGGCCUGGUUUGAGGCAUGGGGAUGCUUAGCUACUUUCUAGACCCUCUGUCUCUGCCCAGGUAAAUAAUUUCAUGUGUAAUCUAUCGCUAAGAACUAGGGUCAGGACUUAUAAAACUCCUGACAUGUCCCCGAGAUCCCAUACAUAACAGCAUGCCUGUCGUCUAGGAGGUACUCAGAAAAUGUGAGUUAAAUAAAUCAGCAUCUCAAACUCAGCUCACUUGAUAACCUUGCAAGCACCAUUCCCAGCUUUCCAGUUUCUGUUCAAGAUUAAGGACAGCGGGUUGGGAAAAGAGCUGCAGACCCAAGGGUGAGGGCAGCUUAGAAGCAGUUUCUGCAGGGUUGUCACUGCCGAGUCACUUGCAGGAAGAGACCCUGGGGGGCUGAUGUGCUGGAACACCCAGACUUUGGGGUUGGGGAUAUUGGCAGGGUCACGUGCUAAAUACAGGUGACGCUCAUGUGUGCUGUCUCUU
Loxodonta africana (African savanna elephant) is the source of this 23884-nucleotide messenger RNA. It is a transcript of the gene PIK3R6, whose product is annotated as phosphoinositide-3-kinase regulatory subunit 6. The record is from RefSeq and is a predicted model, not a curated record. Lineage: Eukaryota; Metazoa; Chordata; Mammalia; Proboscidea; Elephantidae. The coding region runs from base 15565 to 18144 and encodes 859 amino acids. Gene Ontology annotation, cellular component: phosphatidylinositol 3-kinase complex, class IB. Gene Ontology annotation, biological process: positive regulation of MAP kinase activity; G protein-coupled receptor signaling pathway. Gene Ontology annotation, molecular function: 1-phosphatidylinositol-3-kinase regulator activity. The transcript is spliced from 21 exons.